AUGGCCAUGUACUCGCGCGCACCUCGCGAUGUGUCCGGGGCGGUGCGGACAACAGCUCCCCAUGUGGGUCCAGGCGUCUACGCAGCCCCGACCCGGGCGCUGCCCGCUCCUCAAGGCGAAGGUUUUGCCCCUUUUGGAUCCUUGCGCACCCGAAACACCAUUUUUGCCGAAAACACCCAUGAGGAACGGCCCUCGCCCAAUGCAUACGUGCCCCGCCUCUCACCACGUCAAGGCGUUUCCUUUGCUAGCCAGACCCCUCGCUUCAAAGGUUAUGAAACAGAUUCGGUGCCUCCCGGCGUGUACGAAACGCGGCGCCCCAUUGGGAAGACGACCAACGCCUCGGCCAUCUCCAUCAAUGGCCGGCCCAAGCACACGCCGCGCAUCAAGUUCACCCGCUCUGACCAAACCGCAAGCAUCCCGCGCAAAGAGGAAGUAUACGGCUAUCACGUUGACAAGUCGGGCUCCCUUCGCCGAACCCGCCCCAAAGUACACGAUGGUACCCAGCUUGGACCCGGUGAUUACACUCCUCAAAACCUCAGCCUCUCCACCAACCGCACCAUGCAUGGCACCAAGUGGUCCAAACAGAGCCAGCGUCGCAGCCUACAGCUUGAUGUGCGUGCUGGGCCCUCGCCUUCAGAAUAUACCGCCCCUCCCGCCAUCGAUGGUACCGCCCGCCAGCCCCAUCCGCACGCCCUGGCCGCUGCCCCCUUUGCCACCUCCGCGUCCCGGCCGGCCAACAACGACCGCGUAAUCGAAAAUGAGCUUCGCCCUGACCCUAGUGCCUAUACGCUACCCGAUGACAUUGCCCUGCGUACCCGCCGCCCUGAAAGCCGUGACCAGCAAUUCUUGACCACAAGUCAGCGAUUCGUCGACCCCAAACCUCAGGCGCCUCCGCCGGGCGUGUACGACCCCGUUGUUCGCUCCCUCGAAGUCCUGGACCGUUCCAAACGCGUCGGCGAGGCCCCGUUCCUGCACACAGCCUCGCGUUUCGAGGAGCGAACCCCCAUGACCCAUGUUCCGCCCCCAAACCAAUACCCCAGCAUGUCGAGUAGCUUUGACAACAACCACACCGGCCCGUAUCACAUGACCCACGCCUUUAAUUCAACCGGGGCCCGUGUCCAGCCGCUGUACAAUCCAUCCGCCCCUGAGGGACCCGCGCCAGGCGCUCACCAUGCCGACAUUGACGGCACCGGCUUCCGGCCCGCUACUGUUCAUGGCAGCAACCAUCACAACAUGGUUCCUUUUGGAGUUUCGUCAGAGCGCUUUGCCGAUAGCGGAGACGGCCUACCAGGCCCCGAAUCGUAUGUACCGCCCUCGGAUCUGGGUCAUCGCAUGUCGCGAGGCUUUGGCCGAGGCAAGCGCACUGACCUGCCCCUGAGUAACAGUGCUGCUAAUCCAGCCCCCAACACGUACACGGCCACAAACACCGGCCGUCGAACAACUGGGGGUGUGAUUCCAACCACCCGCCGAGCCCCCAUGGCCUCACCCUCCCUGGCCCCCGCGCCCGGCACAUAUUCAAUCACAGCUGGCCCGAUCGGCGACCCCAUGAACAAGAAGUCUUACAACGUACACUUUCAGCCGCGACCCACCCAAUCACGCACCUCCACUCGGGCGUCGAGCCGUAACAUGCGGCAAAAUGUCUCUAAAUCCAAUGCUGUCUUGCAAGGCUCUCGUGCCGUUUCCCGCUAGCAGAGGAUUGAGUGCUCGUCUAUUUGUGUUUGCUUUGUUUGCUUGUUUUCUGACGAGCUUGCCUCCUGCCUCAGCCAAGGCCGUUAUGUACAAGAACCUCUGCUGCCUGGUUUGUUGGUUUUUUUUUUUUCUUUUUUCGUAUUUUGUUUUCGCGUGUCCUCCUUGAGGCACGACUCUGCGCGUUUCCUAUCCGUUCUGCUUUGUAUCUGCCCCUUAUGCCUCGCCGAGACUAGUGGAAUGUUGCUUUUGAUCGGCCUUUGUGGCACCGAGUUUGCUGCUCUAUAGUACCGCUGCCAAUUGCCGUGUGCUGUGCUCUGUGUACCCCCCUCUUAAUCGACUGAUCGUCCCU
This is a messenger RNA of Monosiga brevicollis MX1, 2038 nucleotides long. RefSeq lists its product as uncharacterized. The transcript has 5 exons. The coding region runs from base 1 to 1689 and encodes 562 amino acids. Lineage: Eukaryota; Choanoflagellata; Craspedida; Salpingoecidae. The record is from RefSeq and is a predicted model, not a curated record.